This is a messenger RNA of Haliotis rubra (blacklip abalone), 2180 nucleotides long. RefSeq names its product cartilage acidic protein 1-like. The record is from RefSeq and is a predicted model, not a curated record. NCBI's taxonomy places the organism in Eukaryota, Metazoa, Mollusca, Gastropoda, Lepetellida, Haliotidae.
UGGUCGGUCAGGAGAGCCAGUGGUACGAGUUGCCUGAAGUGUCCUGGAUGAAGACUUGUCUCGAGAUGGUCACAGUGGUUGGUUACCAGCUCCUUGCCGCCAUAUUGUGUUCUACCCAGACAGAGCCUAUGUUCAUCAGAAAGACGCCAGAACUGUUCGCCGACUACGACACCACACAGCUCAACUACGGAGUUGCGGUUAGCGACGUCGAUGGUGAUGGAGAGAUGGAGUGGAUUGUAGCUGGGUUUAAUGGCCCAAAUAUGGUUUUCAAGUAUGAUCACAUGACUCGGAAGUACAUCAACCUGGUUGAGACUGACAGCCGAUUCACCAAUCUGAGUGACAAGGAAGGCCAAGCCAUCGGUGUAGUUGCUUGUGACUUGGACGGCGACCUCGACGGCAGGGAGGAGAUUUACUUCCUCAAUACUAACGAUCAAUACUGGGGCUCCAAGAGUUACAAGGACAAGCUCUUCAAGUUCAGGAAUGGACGCUAUGAAGACUUGUAUAGUGACACUGUAAACUCCGGUAUGUCCCACAUGUUUGCUGGACGUUCUGUGGCCUGUGUGGACAGGAAGGGGACGGGGAAAUAUGGCUUUCUUCUGGCAACCUACAGCAGGUUGGGUGUGGGUGAGUUUGCCCUGAUCGAGAUGAACGAGUCAAGCCCUGACAACGAUGUCUCCUCCGGUCGCGUGGUCAUCUGCAACGUGGGCGGUGAUGCUGGGAUAAACAUCAGCACUGGUGGACAGGCCAUCGUUGUUGGUCCGAUCCUAGGUGAUGAUGGUUUGUCCGACAUCUUCUUUGUUAACGAGGGGAAUUCAGAGGUCAACAACCGAGGGGACAACGCACUCUUCAAGAACAGAGGGGAUGGGACAUACCAGGACGUAGCCGGCAUCUCAGGUAUUGCUGAUCGUGACGAAAAUGGCCGCGUAGCACUUGCGGAUUUCAACAAUGACGGUCUGCUUGAUAUUGUGUAUGGAAACUGGAUAGGGCCAAACAGACUUUAUCUACAGCGGAAAAACGGCAGUGAUGUGCGGUUUGAGAACGCCGCAAGCCGGGAGUUCGCGAGGUCAUCCCCAGUCAGGACCCUUAUAGCGGCCGACUUUGACAACGACGGUAUUCUCGAAGUGUUCCUCAACAAUAUCUACUACCAGUUUGCCUUGACCCCCAACUUGUUGUUCAGGGUCACACCUAACGGGGCUGGUGUGGACAUUCAAAAUAUUGACGUUGGUGAUGCCCUUGAGUUGAACGGGAGAGGUACAGGUGCAUCAGUCACUGACCUUGACGGCGACGGUCGUCUCGAGAUGCUCGUGUCGCACGGAGAAAGCACGGAACAGCCUCUAGAGCUUUACCACGUGCAGCCCGGGGAAGGAAACAUGUGGAUCCGGAUCAUGCCCCUCACUAGAACAGGGGCUCCUGCACGAGGUGCUAAGGUAACUGUCACGCUGACGGAUGGCACCCGGUUGAGCAGAGUCAUCGAUGGGGGAUCAGGUUAUCUCUGUCAAAUGGAACCUGUUGCCCAUUUCGGUCUUGGUGUCUCCUAUCCAGAAGAGGUCAGCGUACUAUGGUCCGAUGGCAACGUUGUUACCAAGACGAUGGGUUGGACGCUUGUCAAUAGGUUCCACAAGAUAGGAUAUUCUGGUUUCCUGGAUACAGUUCCGAGACCAGAUUCCGGAAGAAAGGAAGAAGACACUGUCAACGAAGGGACAAAAGGUUGUGUGGGUAUUGUUUCAACCUUGGUAUUUCUCGUACUUUCCCACAUCCUCCGGUGACGUCCGAUGUUUGGUGCAGCUGUACCGAGCAUACCCUCUCUCAGCCAGGAUACGCUCUGUUGACGUGUCAUCUCCAUGGGUACUUAGUCAUGAUGGCAUCACUCUCACGCCAUCAUGUUUGAGAUACAAUGGGGUUUAGUCAUACGGUCCUUUUCUUGUUCCAUUCAAGCAGAACCUUGAACAAAGAGUAAGUACAUCCGACCUCGGCUGUUUUCAAACUACACUGCUGCUGCUGACAAAAAAACUUGGAGGUGUUUACGUCAGCAUUUUAUUCGCAUUAUUGUAUUAUUUUCCAAUGACAUAGAAGCUCUCAACACAGACUCAUCCUCGGUUAUCACGUGAUCCGGGUCAGGAUUGGUCUUCAGCAACCAAUGCUGACUGACUGAGUUUAGUUUUACGCCGCUUUUAGCAAUA